AUUAAGAUACUCAGGCUUUAGAAAUCAUUGAAACAGUUUAUGGCAUCCAAAACAACCAUCAUAAAAAUAUAUUUAAAUAUAUUGAAUGAUGAAAUAAUAACUGAAUCGAGAUAGAGAAAAUAGUUAAUCACUUUUCUACCAAGAAAUAUGGCCACAGUAGUACCAUCGCAAGAAUUUUCCUUGAAAUGGAAUAACUUUUCCAACGACUUGACUUACGGCUUUCUUGCUCAUUUGAGUGAGAACAAUUUGGUUGAUGUAACAAUUGCAGUCGAGGGACAAUUGUUAGUUGCUCAUAAACUAGUUCUCUCUGUGUGCAGUCCUUACUUUAAAAAUAUAUUCAAGGAAAAUCCUUGUCAGCAUCCAGUGAUAAUAUUAAAAGAUGUAAAACCCGAAGAGAUAAUGUCUCUGCUGAACUUUAUGUAUCAAGGAGAGGUGAAUGUAAAACAAGAAGACUUGUCUACCUUUUUAAAGGUAGCAAAGAUGCUGCAGAUAAAAGGAUUAGAGGAUUGCGAAAGACAAAUCAUACCAUUGUUAAAUGAUUAUAUCAAUGUACCAGAGCCACAAAAUUUGAAGGAUAUAACUGCUCUGUCUGAAGUUCCAAAUGACCAACAAAGCAAGAACAAAACUUCAGAUGGGUCUAUGCGCUCUCACAAAAUAAUCAAGAAGAAUGUUAAAACGAAAAAGAAUCGUAUGGUUGAGGAUGAUUACAACUCGAUCAAGAAAUUAAAAAGUGAAUCACAUGUUAACAGCAAAAACGAUAAUUGUCUCUUAUCAGAUAAUAAUGUCAAAAAUGUGAAUAAUUCUAAUAAUAAAAAAGAUCUCGCAUAUAACAAGACCAGUGAGACUAUUGAUAAUAGUGACGAAAUAAUUGAGUUGCCUGAUGAGCAAAAUUUGGAAGGAAACUUAUUACCACAAUCAGCUGUGGAACCAGUAAUCUAUAGACUGUCUGUAAGAGGUAAACCACAAUUGGUCCACGAAGGAUAUGUGUACAACAUGACUGCUCGGUCCAAAGCAUACAACAGUUCGCACUACCGUUGUGCAGAACAGCAUCGCGGUUGCCGUGGCAAAUGUUCAGUGAUCGCCGAGAGAUUCAUGCCGACCGGGGUGCACGAGCACAAUCAUCCACCAAGUUAUCAAUCAGAGUACAAUUAUAAAAAGAAGAAAAGCUUAGAUACCAAUAAUGUUUAAGAAUUAUUCUAUAACGCAUUUGAAGACGUUUUGUAUUUAGACCCGGAUAUAUGCGUUUAGUUUAUAUAUACACAUACACAUACGGAAUUUCCUCUUAGAAUUUAAUCAUGGACCUCGAAGAAUUUUACUAAAUUUUAUUAAAAUUAAUAAAUUUUAUUAAAUUAUACUAAAUUUUACGAUUAAUGUAAUUUGACUAAAUACUACUUACUAAAAUUACGAUAAAAUUCCUCGAAAUCCAUGUUGCCCUAUGAUUAUUAUGAUUUUGAGGGUAAAGAGAACAUCUUUGUGUGUUCUAUCGAUACUCAGCAAUUGGAACAAUAUGCUUAAUAAAAAAAAAAUAAAUAGUAUGCAGUUUUCUCAUCUAAAUGUGAAACAAAAAAAAGAUAUAUACCAGAUAUAGUUCAUUCUAUUUUAUAAUAUACCAAUAAAACAACAUCUAUAAUAAAACUUAAUGAUAAGAGAUAAAAAUUUUAAUAUCUUCAGAUAGUCCAAAUUUUAAUAUCUAUUAAUUAAUCAAGUAAGAUAAAAUAAAUUUUUAAAUUUAAAAUCUUUUCUUGAGAUACUUAUCUUAUCACUAACUGCAAAGCGACAUUGAGUGUUCCAAUUGCAAAGAAUUCAUUACUAUUCAUUAUCAAAUGUAGAAUCUGCAUUUUAUAAAAUGAUUAGAUUCUGUAAUUUGACAGCGUUGAAGCUACUGUUCAGUGAUAUUAUUGAAUUCGCAUUUACUGGGUCUUUCUUUACAGAAAUUUUCUUUCAUAACAAUUUGUUAAGACAUUAAGUAUAGCUACUGUAAUAUUAAUUAAUUCAAAUAAUGUUCAUUUAUACAAACGAAUUUUUAAUUUCACUGGAUAGUCAUAUAUACACGCGAAAGCCAAAACAAAAGCUGUGAAUUAAAAUGGAUAUGUUUAACAUUAGAGAUGUUAAAGUACAAACGUUGGCCUAAUUUGACAAGACGAUUAAAAUUCAUCGUAUAUUAUAUAGAAACAUUCCGUGACCAAUGUAUAGAAUAGAGAAUAGAGUCCAACGAUUAAUAUAAAGCCAAUCGCUAAACGUAAGUUUUCAUUCCCAAAUAAUGAUCGUAAGAUACAGUUCAUUAGAUUUAAAUACAACUGUGAUGCGUCCAUCAACUUCCACAAUUUAAUAAAUAACAAAUGAUUUAUAUCGUUGAAUAAUAAUGUAAUCGGUAUAUCGAUUAAUCAUGUGUUUUGAAUCCACUGGAAGGAGAACGACUGAAUUUUCAAAUAUAUAACAAGUAUUAUAU
Solenopsis invicta (red fire ant) is the source of this 2449-nucleotide messenger RNA. Its product is annotated as protein abrupt-like. Bases 148 to 1188 code for a protein of 346 amino acids. NCBI's taxonomy places the organism in Eukaryota, Metazoa, Arthropoda, Insecta, Hymenoptera, Formicidae. The transcript has 4 exons. The record is from RefSeq and is a predicted model, not a curated record. Gene Ontology annotation, cellular component: nucleus. Gene Ontology annotation, molecular function: protein binding. Gene Ontology annotation, biological process: regulation of transcription by RNA polymerase II.